AUGUUGAGGCAGGGCAGGCAUUUGGCCCUGGCUUUAAUGUCAUUCCAGCUUCUGCUGUGGCGCGAAUCUGUGACAAUCGAAGUGCCACAAGACCCAAAGAUUCUGGCGGACCUGAGACAGCCCCCUACUAUAACCAAGCAGUCGGUGAAGGACUACAUUGUUGACCCCAGAGAUAACAUCAUCAUCGAAUGUGAGGCCAAGGGCAACCCGGUGCCAACGUUCUCAUGGAGAAGGAAUGGGAAGUUUUUCAACAUUGUAAAAGAUCCGCGCGUAACAAUGCGAAAACGCUCGGGAACCCUGGAAAUCGGUUUUCGUAAUGGAGGAAGGCCCGAGGAUUAUGAAGGAGAAUACCAGUGUUUUGCCAGCAAUGAUCAUGGAAUGGCGAUGUCCAACAAAAUUCUACUUCGGGUCUCAAAGGCACCUCUGUGGCCUAAGGAGGUGCUGGAGCCAGUGGUGGUGACGGAGGGCUCCUCACUCGUCCUUCCCUGCAACCCACCUCCGGGCCUCCCUCCUCCAUUUACUUUCUGGAUGAACAGCAUGAUGAGCCCGAUUGUACAGGAUAAGCGAGUGUCAAAGGGUUUAAAUGGAGAUUUAUACUUUUCCAACGUCAUGGCCCAAGAUGCCCAGAAUGACUAUAGCUGCAGUGCUCGCUUCCACUUCACUCACACCAUCCAGCAGAAGAAUCCCUUCACUCUCAAAGUUCUUACCAAUGAUCCUUAUAAUGACACUUCUUACAAUGACAGUGACCCAUAUGGUGGCCGUAAAGUGGCUGAGUCGACGCCAACCUUCCUUUCACCGUUGGGAAGUGAGAGCUCCAAAAUGGUGCUGAGAGACGAGCAACUCCUACUGGAGUGCAUUGCUGCAGGACUACCCACACCGGCAAUCAAAUGGUUUAAGAAGGGUGGUGACCUGCCAGGUCGGAAAGUGAAGUUUGAGAAUUACAACAAGACCAUGAAGAUUAUCAGUGUGUCUGAGGAAGAUGCUGGGGAAUAUGUAUGCAUGGCCAACAAUCAUUUGGGUAGCAUACGCCACUCCAUCUUUGUUCAAGUCAAAGCGGCUCCUUACUGGCUGGACAAACCGACAAACCUGGUGCUAGCUCCAGAAGAUAAUGGGCGUCUGGUGUGUCGGGCGAAUGGCAACCCUAAACCGAGCAUCCAGUGGUUGGUUAAUGGCCAACCUAUAAACAAUUCUGUGCCUGAUCCUAGUCGACAAAUGAUGGGUGACACCAUCAUUUUCCGCUCAGUGCAAAUGGGAAGCAGUGCAGUUUACCAGUGCAAUGCCUCGAACCAGCAUGGUUAUCUGCUUGCAAAUGCCUUCGUCAGUGUCAUUGAUAUGCGUCCAAGAAUGCUUGGUCCGAAAAAUCAACUGAUUAAAGUCAUUGAGAACAACCGCACCUUUCUUGACUGUCCCUUCUUCGGUUCACCUUUUCCAGAGUUACGCUGGUUUAAGAAUGGACAGGGUAGUGGCCUGGAUGGCGGUCAGUACCGUGUUUAUGUGAACGGCACCCUCGAGAUCAAACGGGCCCGGGCUGAGGACGAGGGCACUUACACAUGUGUUGCCAGCAGCAUUUUGGGCAUGGCCGAAAACCAGGUCCGCCUUGAGGUCAAAGAGCCGAGCCGCAUAGUUCGUGCACCUGAACACCAGUCUGCCGUCAGAGGUUCCACAGCUCGUUUUGACUGUAAAGUGAAGUUUGACCCCAGCUUGCCUGUCACUGUGGCUUGGACAAAGGAUGACAAGCCCCUCUAUCUCGGCUGGAGGCUGAGGAAAGAUGAGGAAUCACUGACCAUCCCUAACAUCAACGAAGGGGAUGAGGGAACUUACACUUGUACUGUUAAAACAGAGAUUGACCAGGACUCAGCUUCGGCACGUCUCACUGUCUUAGAAGAAGCCUCCCUCAACCCCUCAGUUUCUAGUGCCUUGCCUCCAGACCGUCCAGACCCUCCCAUGGAUCUAGAGCUGUCAGAUCCUGCUGCCCGUAGUGUUCGCCUCACCUGGAUCCCUGGAAAUGACCACAGAAGCCCUGUUACAGAGUUUUUGGUCCAGUUUGAGGAAGACCGCUGGGAACCAGGUAGAUGGCAGGAUCUGGCCACCUAUCCCGGGGACCUCAACUCUGUCAUUCUACAGCUCGCUCCCUUUGUAAACUACCAGUUCAGAGUUGUGGCCAUUAAUGCAGUGGGCAGAAGUGAUGCGAGCCAACCCUCACCAAAAUACCAGACCAGUAGCGCUGCUCCUGAUGUCAUACCCAGAGGCCUCCGGGGCUGGGGCUCAGAGAAAGACAACAUGGAAAUCAUUUGGGAGCCCCUGCUUGAUCUUGAGAAAAAUGGGCCCAAUUUACACUACAGCGUUUGGUGGAGACGGAAAGACUUGGAUAAGGAGUGGAACAACGUGACCGUAAUGGGGACCAAACAUGUUGUCCACAACACAGACACCUAUGUGCCCUAUGAGAUCAAAAUCCAGGCAAGGAAUGAUGUUGGAGCAGGACCAGAGUCUAAUGCAAUCAUUGGAUACUCAGGAGAAGACCAACCCAUCAGUGCCCCUACUGAGCUGCGUAUUUCAAAGGUGGACAGUACCAAAGCAAACAUACACUGGAAGCCUGUGGAUCAGGUCUCAGUCCGUGGAGAAUUCAAGGAGUACAGACUGUACUACUGGCGUGAGUCCAGUCAUGUCCCUGGCCUGGUGUUCCGUAAGGAGAACAAGACUAAAGGUUUCUAUACAACCAUGGCUGAGCCAUCUGCAAUCCUUAGUGAUCUGGUGCCCUUUUCACGAUACAAGAUGUUCAUGGUUGUAGCCAACAAUCGAUAUGAGGGUCCACCAAGCAACACUGUUGAAUUCAGCACAAAGGAAGGAGUGCCCGACGCACCCAGUUUUUUCAGGAUCAAACCAAAAGGCUUCGACACAAUUCACCUGCAAUGGGACAAACCUCUAGAGCCAAAUGGCCUUCUGAUUGGAUAUCAGCUCAAAUACCAAACAGCCAAUGGAUCCAGGGAGGGUCGACCUCGUCUGGAGACUUUCCAGCCAAAUGUAACUGAGUUCACACUCCGUCUUCCUGAUCGAUCAACCCGCUAUAACUUCUACCUGUCAGCGCUCACCCAGGUGGGAGCAGGGGAGAUAUUUGUUGAGGAAUCCCCCUUCUUUGCUAAUGAAGAAAAUAUAACUGAUGCUACAGGUCUAGUUGAACUUACAGAUGCCUCUUUGGCUUCAUCUUUCACUAUUACACCUCCUCCUCUUGCUCCUCUUCCUCCCACUACUGCUGCUCCUACAACAAUUAGUACCUCAACUACUACUACUCCUACUACUACCACCACUAUAAUAAUGUCUACGACGAAUGCAACAACUACUGCUACUACCGCCGAUACAACUGAGGCAACCCCUGCCACACCGCCUCCUGUGCUGGUCAUCGACAGGAAUUCUGAUAACAAUGUGUUGGUGGUCCCCAGGCGAGAGAUCUGGAAUCUGACGGUGGAGCAUAACAGUAACUACGCUAACGUCAGCUGGAGACACAACUUCCCGGCCGGCAGCAGCGAGUUUGUGGUAGAGUUCACACUGGACAGCGACAAGACAUUGAAAACUGUACCAGUGACACAACCCCCAAUUACUCUGACGGAUUUGAUCGCGGGUGCCAAGUACCAUCUGAGGGUUUACUCCCAUGAACUCAGCAGCGUCACCAGCAAAUCUGUCACCUUUGAGACCAAAGCAGCCUACAUUGACCAGGUAGACAUCGCAACUCAGGGCUGGUUCAUCGGCUUGAUGUGCGCCAUCGCCCUCAUCAUACUGAUCCUUCUUAUUGUUUGCUUCAUCAAAAGGAGUCGUGGCGGCAAAUAUCCAGUCCGAGAUAAAAAAGAUCUUCCUUUGGACUCUGUUGAUCAUAAGGACCCAGAUGGAUCUUUUGAUUAUCACAGCGACGAGGACAACAAGCCUCUUCAAGGAAGCCAAACAUCUCUGGAAGGCAACGUGAAGGAGAGCGAUGACAGCUUGGUGGACUACGGCGAAGGCGGUGACGGCCAGUUUAAUGAAGAUGGCUCUUUCAUCGGCCAGUACACGGUGAAGAAGGACAAGGACGAGACAGAAGGCAACGAGAGCUCAGAGGCCACGUCGCCGGUCAAUGCCAUCUAUUCCCUGGCAUAG
This is a messenger RNA of Nerophis lumbriciformis (worm pipefish), 4125 nucleotides long. The record is from RefSeq and is a predicted model, not a curated record. Lineage: Eukaryota; Metazoa; Chordata; Actinopteri; Syngnathiformes; Syngnathidae.